AUGAAUGUGUGGCAACCAUCAUCCACGAAGGUGACCAAUUCCAAGACUCAUAAUUCGAUCUCCAAAAUGACGCCAAUAAUCUCGGACGAGAACCUGAGUAUUGGAAAGCUGGUUGCAUUGGAGGGAAACAUAAAUACCAUCACAACACAACUACGACUUCUCCCACACUCGCAUAUGAUUCUCAUCGUUGCGCCUCUCGAUCAUUAUUUAAGUGAAGACUACAAACAAGAACCAUUUGAAGCUCGAGCGUUUGUCCGUGAUGUUUAUAUCGCUCUCGCACAACGAAACGAAGAAGCGAGGUCAUUUCUACGAUCAUCACCUCAAUCCAAAUUGGUAUUUCUGAAUGGUGGUAGUGUUAGUGCUCGAGCAAUAUGCAUUGCUAGAAUCUCCCAAAGGCUCACGUAUGGAAACUUCGCAGAAGCAGAGACUAUCUUUCAUAAUAUUGUCAAGGAUGGAGUAGCAGGUCUUUUCAGAGAUGUGAAGUCUUCAAAUCUCGUUCCUGAUCCAGGACCGGCAAAAGCAGCAGCGAGAACUCGCGCGAAGUUACCGAAGAGGUUGGAUUUAAGAAGUACGAAAAGCGCAGCGACAUUACGCACAAAGGACCUGCCAGGGCAUGAGGACAAUAUUGAAGGGAAACGAAUACAUGGAGCCAAUGGUCUGAGAAGUAGAGAUGAUAGUGGCCUUCAAAUUAUACAUAUUUCUGGAGAAUCUAGAACAAUUACACCAGAACCAUCAUCGUGGAAGUUCCAGAAUGGUGAUAAUAUCCGGACGACGAUCCUUUCGAUACCUCCUGAGCCCAUGCUAAGUCAACCCAAUAGAGCAGGCAGUCGACUUAGCCAGUACAGUGGCACAUUCGGCCCUCAACCUCCAUCAAGCUCGAAGCCUUCUUUUCCAGUGCCGAGAAGUAGAUAUUCAACGCAAGAAAAUACGGACAUUGACGAGGAUGAGGAUUACUUUGAAUACAUCUCACAAGACGACGAGACCUCAUUUUCUACACCCAACGUUGUCUAUGGUGAAGCAUGUGUUGUGGAUAUGCAAUCUGCUUUGCCAACACCUUCUACGCCUACGGGAUGGCCUAAGUCGGCAGGGGAUAUGUUAGUGGACGACAUCUUGGAAGAUCUGAGGGAAUUCAAACGUGCAGCAUCAGCAAAUGAUCUUAGGAAUACCUUAAAUAUAUCGAGGAAAAGUUCCAUUAGAGAUUCAACUUUUAAGCAGUUGCCCAAAACGUCAUUUGUAAAGGCCUCCAGAACUACGAUCAGGAGCCCUUCGAUUGCAAGCACUCCUAUGUCAGGCAAUUCGACGGGCUCAAGCUCAAAGAGUAUACCCAGGAUAACUAAGGGCAGUGGUUAUAAGGUUAAGGAGGAUUUCAGUUCAAAUGGGCCGGUGUUCGAUAUCGUUGAGGAUGUAGUAAUUCAUUUCACGGAUAAUUCGCCAAGAGAGAUCAUGCGAUCGAUAUCAGAGUAUAGAAGCGGCAAUUUUCCAAUCUCUCCACCGACUUUACCGCGACCAUUACCCACGCCUCCCAGUACAGCGAAUAUGGCUGAUGAAGGUUUGAAUUCGAGACAGUUCACAAAUCAAGAGAUGGGUAAAAGCCAUUGGGACUAUCAACAGCGUGUCGAAUCCGAUCCAUUCUUUUUGAGCGGGUCGCCUGUUCACGAGGAGAUGGAGCAACGGAGGGCGUCAGAAAACGUUGACGUUGUGAUCAACGAACCUCUACCAACGCCCGCAUCAACUACGUUUCCUACUUACAAAAACAAGGUCGAUGAGUUCUACGAAUUUUCAGGCGCCUAUACCAAUAAGUCAAUGGACAUACAAAAUGAAUUCCGCUCCUUUUUAAAUUUUCACUUCCCAAAUGAGGCUGCAGCACUUAGCAAACAUCAAAAUUCGGUAAUGUCUGGAUUGGGUCCAUUCUUAAAAGACAUGUUUAGUAAUGGUAAUUCAACGUGUUACGAGGGACCCGCUGUUGAUCAGAUUCUUGCGGUUGGGUGCGAGAAGGGAAUAAGUAAUGUUUUAUGUGCUCAACUACUUGGACAAGUUGAACAAAUUGGUGUCAAGAAAAAUGGCGAGAGCCGAAGUGGUAGAAUAGAUCUCAGAUUUCUAAUUGCAAGUGCCAUGCAAACGUUCAUGUCUCAACCACCUCCUGCGCGUAAAGGUUUAGAUCCCAUGAGCGAUCCCAGAUUGCUUGCCGAUCUGAUUGUUCCCCAUCUCGAAUUAUAUCUAGCUACGAACUCGCUCGUUCGAUUCCUCGUUCUCAGUUUUCCAUUUGAUCAAAUCGCAACCGUAAUUGCUCUUCGCAGUCUCCUAGGCUCAGAUCUUGUCAAAGUAGCUGGGGUUUUAGAUACGCUUUCGUCCGAUCCUCCUUCAUUCGCCAAAUCCUCUCUAUCUCAAUUUCAUUCUUCGCAUCGUUCAUACGAUUUCGCUAUUUCUACGGCUCAUCGACGUCCCGAGCUUUCAGAUCGCAAUGUCCUGAAAUCCUCUUUCGACGUCUCCAAAGUAGCGGGUGCAGAAACAACACUUAAUUGCCCUCCAUCCUCCUACUCCCUCUUCUUCAAGGCAGACUAUCAUCUUCCUUCCACGGCCUCCUCCUUGGAGAUACAAAAUUUUCUAGACCUCAUCCGGCAAAAUAUCGUUGAGAGAUUAUCCUGGUACAAUGUCGAACAAGACUUUCCCCAACUCUCCCCAACAUCCAGUUAUACCGUCCUUACGCAAGACGCAUCAACAUCCACCUACGAAGAAUUACCACGUGCAGAUUCCAACACCCAUAUGCCCACAUUAAUCUUCCCCGAAGAUUCUUAUCGUACAUCUUCCCUAUACGACUCCCCCAGUGAUUCCGAAAUCGAGGUUCCACGUUCGCCAACGAUACUAUCUCCCUCAUCUCCAUACCCAAACAGCAAUCGGCCAACGGGAAGAAUACCAUCGCUUGUGGGAGCAGAUUCGACUUCUAGCGGGCAUAGUGGUAGUGGUUCGACGAUCCGUCAUAUCCCUAUUGCGAUUGAGCGACAAUCCUUACUUUCCUCUGAUCUCCAUUCCCCUCUCCUAAAACUUUCUCUCUCACACUCGGAGUUUUCUCCUGAUCCUCAAUCCAUCACCACGAACCAGAUCAAAGAACCUCAACAACCCCAUCAACAACAACACGACGACGAAGAAGACUUCGCAUAUGCCCUCCCCAACACCCCAUCCUCUCCGCCAUACCUCGAUCAUCCCCAUUCCGCCCACCUUUCCAUCGCCGAUUCUCGCCUCUCUCUCGCGGACUCCCAACUCGACUACACGUACGAAGAAGACAGCGAUGACGACGCCUACGAUCGCAUGGUCAUGGGUUGUUAUUCGCCCGUCGGCGCUCGGAGACGCAGCAUGUUUUCUAAUAAUCAUAAUAAUACUAGUGCUAAUGCUCCAUUCGGAGGCAGAAAUGCGAGGGAAAGAGAUGAGCUCGAGAUGAGGGGAUUGGUUCACAAGGGGAAUAGUCGGAAGGCGUUGAAGUGGUUGGGUUUGGCUUGA
Molecule: messenger RNA, 3495 nt
Organism: Botrytis porri
Lineage: Eukaryota; Fungi; Ascomycota; Leotiomycetes; Helotiales; Sclerotiniaceae
Exons: 2
Coding region: 1-3495 (1164 amino acids)
Source: RefSeq, a predicted model, not a curated record